Messenger RNA from Sycon ciliatum, 2099 nucleotides. RefSeq names its product E-selectin-like. Bases 153 to 1781 code for a protein of 542 amino acids. The record is from RefSeq and is a predicted model, not a curated record. Lineage: Eukaryota; Metazoa; Porifera; Calcarea; Leucosolenida; Sycettidae. The transcript is spliced from 8 exons.
UCCAAUUUCUGAAAUUUAGCAUUCAGUUGCCUUCCACGUAUUACCGAAUCGUGCGUAGAGUCCUCCGUACAUUGCAAAUCCCGUUUACUUGGUUAGAAGCUGAGUCUUCAUAUUUCUUCGGCAAAUGGGAGAAUCAACAUCUCCUUGGAAAAAUGUCACUAUCUGGAGUCUGUGCGAUGUCUUUCGUAGCCAUUAUGUUGUGCUGCGUUCUCAGGUCGUCAAUGGCAUCUUCCAGUUCUGUUGGUCAUUGGUACUGCAACGAUGACGCAUUCACAGCACUUGUCAGUCCUCCGUCGUUUGACAAAGUAAGCAAAGCUCUAGCAAGAACCCUUACCGUGAAGCAAGCACAUCACAGGAUGCUAACGUGGUCGGACACGCGUGAGGUGUGCUUCCAAGACUUCUAUCAUCACAUCUAUGGUAGCGAGAACCUUUCCGUUUGGGUGAAUGACACCAGCCUGAUGUGCUACCCAACGUCAGCUACUUGCCCAUCUAGAAUGAGACUAAUGCUUGUUUCUAAACUUCCACAGUCACCACCCGUUUGCAAGCCUCUUGUGAACCCGGACGGAGGCUACAUUCAAUACCCUAGCGGACGUCGCCAUCCUUCGGAGGCUCAGUAUUUCUGCACGCGUGGAUUCCAACUACAGGGCGGUCCAACUGUGAAAUGUGACUACAAAGGGGAUUGGACGAAGCCGUAUCCGACGUGUAAAGCUGGAGAGUGUUUAGAACGUCCACGGUUUGCGAAUGGAUUGUUUAUUAUCAGUGGAAGGAAACCUGGAGAUAAUGCCACCCUUUCAUGCAACGAUGGCUUUCGCCUGGCUGGUCAUAACACUGCAGCGUGUUCAACAUUAGGAAUGUGGAUCAUAACCAGCCGGUGUGAAGAAAUAUUCUGCCAUACGCCACGUCUUGCAAAUGGUAUGGUGGCUUUCAAGAGAAACAUUACGGAUAAUUACAAGUACAACGGGACUGUGAUGCUUUCUUGCGAACAAAACUACAAACUGAUCGGUCCAAACUCUGCUCGAUGCAACGAUGACGGAUGGUCUCAAUUGCCACAUUGCAGGGAGGUUAAGUGCACUACAAAUGUCUCUAUUCUGAACGGACAGGUUGCCUACCAAGGGCUCUCCAUUGGCGAUAAAGCUCUUUAUAUCUGCGAUCCAGGCUACACCCUAGUAGGGACCGACUCGAUUUGGUGCCGUCCUCCCGGAUCUUGGGAACACACCGGAAGUCACUGUGAACGCGCUUCUUGUGCCUUAGGCCCUGAAUCGGAGCAUUUCCAAUUGUCUAGCAACUCGUCCAAUUAUGAAGCUGGCUCUGUGGUCAACGUGACCUGCAAAGAGGGGCUCUCUCUUUAUGGACCGGCAUCAUUUACCUGCAGUGCAACGGGACAAUGGUCGCAACUCCCAUUGUGCGAAGCUACGCUCUUGGGGCCAGCUGCAACAACAAGCCAUUCACCGCCUCCAGUUUAUGAUGGCAAUUGGAUUGGAGCCCCAGCAAGUAUUGCUUCCGUUUGUAUUCUCGUGAUAAUCCUUGCAACAUUGGUAGUGCUUUCCAUGGUCUGCCGGAUCCUAGGAAAGAGAAAGAAAAGCAGAGAUCAAAUCCGCCAUCACAACCAAGCCCCAAACCCUGCUGUAGAUGCAGCCGCAACAAGGAGACGCGUAGAAACAUCACAGCCAAGGGCUAGUCGCCCUGGUACGGAACAGGCAGGGCAACUAACGACAAUUGACACUCUCAACUCCGAAAAAGCAACUGGAGAAGGAGAGCCGACAUAUGAUAUCGUCAAGUAAGGCCUAACCAAGCCCACUGUAAACACGUGUGAGGAACGUGAAGAUGUGUACCAGGAUUGGGCAGCAAGGUCAUCAUUGUGUAAAUAGAAUCCCAACUUUAGACUGUAGAUCGAGAUAAGCAGAGCACGGGAAGGACAACGCGAAAAACACCAUCAUUAUUAGAAUGCAUUUUGGCGAUCGCAUGCGUUUUUCUACUUUAUAACACUGCUUGUUCAUUCUAUUUUGCUCUACUCUUACUCAUCGGCAGAUAUUUUUCCAAUUUGUCCCUUUUCCAUUCAAUCCAUCUACUGAUAUUUGAUUUUCAUUCUCAUGCGUGUA